Molecule: messenger RNA, 2072 nt
Organism: Pipistrellus kuhlii (Kuhl's pipistrelle)
Lineage: Eukaryota; Metazoa; Chordata; Mammalia; Chiroptera; Vespertilionidae
Gene: SH3BP5
Product: SH3 domain binding protein 5
Exons: 9
Coding region: 180-1553 (457 amino acids)
Biological process (GO): intracellular signal transduction; negative regulation of protein tyrosine kinase activity
Cellular component (GO): cytoplasm
Molecular function (GO): protein kinase inhibitor activity
Source: RefSeq, a predicted model, not a curated record
CCGCCUGGGCCGAGGGACCGCGGCGGCGAGCGGCGCCUCCCGGGGUCUGCGGCUCCCGGACUGUGCGGGCCGCGGAGCAGCGGCUGCGGGCGAGCCCGGUGGCGGCGGCGGCGGCGGCGGCGGCGGCCGACGCUUCGCUUAAACCCCGCGGCCGGAUUGGCGUUCCCACAGCCGCCCGCAUGGACGCGGCGCUGAAGCGGAGCCUCUCGGAGGAGCCGGCUGAGCUCCCGGCGCCCGCCCGGGACUUGGAGGAGGAGGAGGAGGACGAGGAGGAAGAGGGGAUGGAGCACGAGCUGGAGGAGGAAGAGGAGGUGGACCCCCGGAUCCAGGGAGAACUGGAGAAGUUAAAUCAAUCCACGGAUGACAUCAACCGACGGGAGACCGAACUUGAGGAUGCUCGGCAGAAGUUCCGCUCUGUGCUGGUGGAAGCCACGGUGAAACUGGACGAGCUGCUGAAGAAGAUCGGCAAAGCCGUGGAAGACUCCAAGCCCUACUGGGAGGCGCGGAGGGUGGCCCGGCAGGCUCAGCUGGAGGCGCAGAAGGCCACGCAGGACUUCCAGAGGGCCACCGAGGUGCUCCGUGCCGCCAAGGAGACCAUUUCCCUGGCCGAGCAGCGGCUGCUCGAGGACGACAAGCGGCAGUUCGACUCGGCCUGGCAGGAGAUGCUGAAUCACGCCACCCAGAGGGUCAUGGAGGCGGAGCACACCAAGACAAGGAGCGAGCUUGUGCACAAGGAGACGGCAGCCAGGUACAACGCGGCCAUGGGCCGCAUGCGGCAGCUGGAGAAGAAGCUCAAGAGAGCCAUCAACAAAUCCAAGCCUUAUUUUGAACUCAAGGCAAAGUACUACAUGCAGCUCGAGCAACUGAAGAAGACCGUGGACGACCUGCAGGCCAAACUGGCCCUGGCAAAAGGCGAGUACAAGACGGCCCUGAAGAACCUGGAGAUGAUCUCGGACGAGAUACAUGAGCGGCGGCGCUCCAGCGCCAUGGGGCCUCGGGGCUGCGGCGUGGGGGCCGAGGGCAGCAGCGCCUCCGCAGAGGACCUGUCCGAGCGCAAACCCGAGCCAGAUGCCGUUUCCGUGGCCUCCGAGGCCUUUGAAGAUGACAACUGCAGCAACUUUGUGUCUGAAGAUGACUCGGAGACCCAGUCUGUGUCCAGCUUUAGUUCGGGACCCACGAGCCCAUCUGGGAUGGCCGACCAGUUUUCUGCAGUUGUGAGGCCCGGCAGCCUGGAUCUGCCCAGCCCCGUGUCCCUGUCAGAGUUUGGGGUGAUGUUCCCUGUGCUAGGCCCUCGCAGUGAAUGCAGUGGGGCCUCCUCCCCGGAGUGUGAGGUGGAACGAGGAGACAGAGCAGAAGGGGCAGAGAAUAAAACAAGUGACAAAGCCAACAACAAUCGGAGUCUUAGCAACAGCAGCAGUGACGGUGGCAAGAACCAGAGCAGCACCCCCCCUGAGGGCCAGGCCUUGGCCAACAGGAUGAAGCAACUCUCCCUCCAGUGCGCAAAGGGUCGAGACGGGAUUAUGGCUGACAGAAAAAUGGUGCAGAUCGGCUGAUCCAACCAAGAUCCUAGCCCCAGUGCACAUCGCUAUUUAUAUGAGAAACUGAUUGGAGAACGCUGUGCCAAUAACCCUUUAAUAUAUGCCAAAUCGUAAGUGUUUACUCUGAACUGCACUAGUGAGGCUUCAGAGACCGUAAAGCCGAAGACUUUUCCUCUGGUAAGAGCUCUGGGGCUGGUUUGUUUUCAGAGCAGAGUUGUUGCCGCGGGUGGACUGUGACCAGGGCACAGUCUUGGUGGAACGUUAACUGAAACAGUGUUAUGGAAGCAAUAACUAGUUCCCACAAAAGAACCUGAGCAGGAAAGGAGCUGGGAAGCUGAGCCCAGCUGUGGUCAACAGCUUGCUUCUCUCACCCCCCAUUUGGGAAAAUAGAGAUGGUCUUUCCUUUUAUAUCUUAGGGUAGCUAAUGCAAGACAAAAUUCAGAACAUACCUUUUUGACUCAGUCAGUGAAGGCUUAAAAAAAACCCCAAGAACAUAAUUCAUUUUUAUCAUCUCUGAUGUUUAAAAGGGGCUUU